Prorocentrum cordatum is the source of this 1797-nucleotide messenger RNA. The record is from the annotation of a GenBank genome assembly. Lineage: Eukaryota; Dinophyceae; Prorocentrales; Prorocentraceae.
AUGAGCUUCGUGGGCGAGAACGCGUUCGCCCUUCCAGGCGUCGCAGCGGACCCACAGCGUGGAGUGGACGCAGAGCCGAGUGGACUUUCACACCUCACGAGAUGGCUUGGACAGGAGUACGGCUUACACGAGCAGGACAACGUGACGAUGCACUUGGAUAAGUUCUUCGCGUUUAGACGCGGCGCCCGAGAUUUGGCUCGGUGCAUCGCGGCCUUCGAGAUGGUCUACGACGAGGCAUCGGAGACCGCAGGAUUGGAGAUACAUGCGAUAGGACGAUCACACCUUCUUCUAUCAGGAUGUGAAUUACCGCAGCGCAAGAUAGACGACAUCAAGUUGAAGGUCGACGGAGAUUUGAACAGAUAUGCGGACCAAGCAAAGAACCGCGCCGACGAUUUCGGCGGCUUCUAUGGCGACGACUCCUGGUGGGACGAAGACGAGUGGUACGAGGGCGACUGGGGCGAGUACGAGGCCAGCUGGGGCGACGAGGACUGGAGCAGCAACGAUUGGAACAGCUCAAGUUGGGAUAAUCAUGGAGAUCAGCAGGGUGAGAACUCGUCUGACGCCGACGCAUGCAAGGGCAGCGCAGGCGGCAGAGGGCGCGGCAAAGGAGGCAAAGGCAAACGGAAGAGCAAGAAAGGUCGAGGCAAAGGGCGACGUCGACAUUAUGAUGAUGAGUAUGACAAGGACGAUGACAGCGAUUAUUGGUACUACCAAGGGUUCGUGAACACCCCUCGUGGCACGAGCAGCAGCUUCCCGAAGAUCGACGAGGGGCCAGGCAAGACCUACGCCGGCUUCGCGAGGACAGGGGCAUCGAUGAGACGAGGAGCUGAUCUUCUAGCUUGGCAUGAAGACGACGAUCUCACCAGCUCAGCGACGACCUCCUGGAGUACCAUCGCCGAUGCCAUCAGGAUCAUCGGGUUCGUGGAUCGCCGCUACGGACGCGGAAUCACCCCGGCGGGAAACGACGGCAGCAGCAUCAGCGCCGAGGCCUACCACCACAUCGACCAGACGACGACGCUUCAUCAUCUAUAUCGACUUCCAGCCGAGGAAUUGACUUUGGCACCGCAGGUCAGCAUGUUCGGAGCCAUCGGCAGCAGCGACAACCGACAGGCAUCGUACCUGGAGGACUCGAUUUUCAUGUUCGACCGAUGUUCCCGACGGGAGCGACAGAAGGCACAUUUCGCGCAACUGCUGCGCGACCCUGGCGCGGCAUCAGGCAUCGUGGGCACUGACUCUCUCCUGACAUGCUACAACGACGCGCUCGAGCCCCUCGGCGUCGGCUGCGACCUCGUGCCCACGACGGCCAAGUUCACAGGUAUAGACGCAGUGCCCGCGCCAGGCAUCGGUAAGUCUAAGGUACCACUGGGGAUGCCCAUGCUCGAGAACGCGACUUCCACUGGAGAUCUCACCGGGGGCCCUGGCUCCUGUCCCGGCCUGUUUUCGCUGAAGUCCUCCAUCAAGUUUGAGGCCUCAAUGUUGGCGAACGCUGUACCAUUCAUGGAUGGCAUCUUGGCGUUAUUUCCCGACGACGAGUAUGGCAAGCAUCAGCGGAAGCCAGUGCGCGCGCCACUCCUGCGCGCCGACUCGGGCCACUGCGUGACUCCGAUCGACAACUGCGACAGCCCCGAGGAGGUGAACCAGACUUACCUACGCAAGGAGUUGAUGAAGUACUUGGAAGCUUUCAAUGCCAAGUACAAGAUCACCAAGCACCAGCACCAUUACGAGACGCGGGCCAGCUUCAUGGACCACAAAUAUUAUCAGGAUCUCAUCCCGAAAGACAUGGAUAAACACGACUAG